Messenger RNA from Fusarium verticillioides 7600, 2696 nucleotides. RefSeq names its product arginase. The transcript is spliced from 2 exons. The coding region runs from base 1334 to 2479 and encodes 381 amino acids. Lineage: Eukaryota; Fungi; Ascomycota; Sordariomycetes; Hypocreales; Nectriaceae. Gene Ontology annotation, cellular component: cytosol; cytoplasm; nucleus. The record is from RefSeq and is a predicted model, not a curated record. Gene Ontology annotation, molecular function: arginase activity; manganese ion binding.
CGAUCUGUGCAUGAUGUGACCGUAUCCAUUGGCUCGCCUGGGUUGGAGAAUAUCGCGAAUGACCUCGGUGUUUUUCGUCCUACCCCAAUCUGAUCUGCUUGCUCAUCCGGCCGGCUCACUUUGUCCAACAGAGUGAUCUGUCAACUUCGCCAAUAAUUGCCAGAAUAUUAAAUCCCUCUGUGACCUGCCGUAUCCGUCUCGAGAUCCGCGUUCCGUCAUGUGAGGUUCUUUUCUGUGUCGCCAAGGCCGGAUAAUCCCUUCACUUCUGAAUCGCCGUGUUUUCACUGACUGUGCGAGUUGGCGGUCUGUCGAGAACAAAGCGUCGAGAUCAUCGUCAACUUCAGUAUCCGUAGAAUUGCUAGUGGUGGGGUAGAACAUUGCGGCUCCGGAGCUUCCCCAGCUCGAGGAAAUAAACCGGCCUCACUCAAUGACGGUUGACAUCAAGUCCUCUCGAAUCUUCCUCGUCGGCGUAAAAUCGGUCUACGGCCUUUCGUCGUCUUGCGUAAAAAGUUCCAUCUCAACCGGGUCACGUCGGUCCAAUUCUGGGUCAUUGAUAACAAGCCCCAACCAUGAGAACGAAUUUGCGGGCGCUGGAGCGUGGGACGCAGAGACACAGACAAGACCGCAAACUCCAGAAAGCUAGUAACUUAGGGGAAAGUUGCAGAGACAGCUAGUAACUUAGGGGAAGGCAGACCCGCGACUCUUAUGCGCCGACUCCUCCGUCGAAAACACAGCUAGUAACUUAGGGGUAAAGAGUGCCGACCACGACCAUGGCAUGCGCGAGAGGUAUUACCUAACAUUACAUAAGAUCAAUAGAGGCUAUCUACGGCUGUGAGCGGUGCAUCCCACGUCCAUGGCCGGCGGCAGACACAAUAACAAUGAAGAUGAAGUCUGACGAGAAGAUGUAGAGGUAUUGGACAAGGCGAAAAACAUAGGAUAUAUAUCGUCGGCACUUGACGCAAAGUGGAGGAGACGUGCUCGAAUUGGGGAAUCGGGGAUUUUGGAGCAGACGGGAAUUGAAUGGACACAUAGUGAGGGAAAAACUGGAGAAGACGUGCGUAAGAGAAACCCAGAUGAGCGGGACCAACAGAAUCACAGCAUCUGUAUCUGUCAUUUCGAAAGGGUUGUCUUAUGACCUUUGACAUGUGCCCAGUGGCAGGCUGUUGAUAACCUUUGGAGAGUGUAAGAGAAACCCCCGCGCCCGCCCGAAACCGACGCUAUUACCUUAUCCAUAUUCCAUUGUCUUGGGGAGAGGGAGGGAGACAAUGUGUGUCUGUGCCGCCGGCCGAUUGCAGCCAUGAGAGGGUUCAAAGAGGCCGAGAGAGCAUGAGAAAUGUCAUUGACCUCCGAAUACAAAUUGAGGCUUCUUCCCGUCUCUUUUGACCCAAUCUCUUCCCAACUCCUUCUCCUGUUCAUCUCUUCUUCACUUCUUAUCUCUACUUCACUUCCCCUUAUCUUAUCACAUCUCACCCUCUACGUCACCCCCCACAUUCCGCCCAUCAUGAACACCGGUCUCGUCAACAGCCGCUUCCUCUCCAAGCCCGAUGAAGUCGGCAUCGUCGCCGUCGGUUUCUCCGGCGGCCAGCCCAAGGCCGGCGUCGACAUCGGUCCCGCCGCCCUUAUCGAGUCCGGCCUCCUCACCGAGAUCCGCGACGAGCUCGGCUACAAGCUCUUUGGUGACGAGUCCGUCCAGCAGUUCGAGGACCUCGUUCCCGAGUCUGACCCUGACUACCGCGGCAUGAAGAAGCCCCGUCACGCAUCCGCCGUCACCCGCAAGAUCGCUUCGCACACAUAUGAGCACUCGCGCGAAGGCCGCAUGACGCUCACGCUCGGUGGUGAUCACAGCAUUGCGAUUGGUACUAUUGCAGGUACUGCCAAGGCUACGCGGGAGAGGCUGAACCGUGAGAUUGCGGUUAUCUGGGUCGAUGCGCAUGCGGACAUCAACACCCCUGAGAGCAGCGAUAGCGGAAACAUUCACGGCAUGCCUGUUGCUUUCCUGACUGGUCUUGCUAAGGAGGAUAACGAGGAGUACUUUGGCUGGCUCGAGGAUGACAUGCGCUUGAGCGUCAAGAAGCUGGUCUACAUUGGUCUUCGAUCUGUUGAUAUUGGCGAGAAGAAGAUUCUCCGUGAGCACGGCAUCAAGGCUUUCAGCAUGCACGAUGUCGACCGACAUGGUAUCGGCCGCGUUGUCGAGAUGGCCCUCGCUCACAUCGGAAACGACACCCCCAUCCAUCUAUCUUUCGACGUCGAUGCCCUCGACCCCAUGUGGGCGCCCAGCACCGGCACACCCGUCCGCGGCGGUCUGACUCUGCGCGAGGGAGAUUUCAUCUGCGAGAGCGUGCACGAGACAGGAAACCUCGUCGCCAUUGAUCUCGUCGAGGUGAACCCCCAGCUCGCAGAUGGCAAGCAAGCGGAGCAGAACACAAUCCACGCUGGAUGUUCACUGGUGCGGUGUGCUCUGGGCGAGACUCUUUUGUAAAAUGUUAAAUUGGGGAGAGUGGUGUUUGUGAGAUGAUUGAUGAUAUCCUUGAGUUGAAUGGGUCGGUGCAUAUGCAUUAGGUAUUCUACAUAACAUACAAGCGCUGGCUGCGCUGCGAGAUCGCUCUCGAAAUAAAAUGUCUUGUUCUUUUCCUCGGGACUUGAUGAAACCAUCGUCGGCACGUUCGGGACUGAAACAUAGCAAAUAAUUUCUCCGA